Messenger RNA from Nicrophorus vespilloides, 525 nucleotides. Its product is annotated as twist-related protein 2-like. NCBI's taxonomy places the organism in Eukaryota, Metazoa, Arthropoda, Insecta, Coleoptera, Silphidae. The record is from RefSeq and is a predicted model, not a curated record. Gene Ontology annotation, biological process: regulation of transcription by RNA polymerase II; developmental process. Gene Ontology annotation, molecular function: protein dimerization activity; RNA polymerase II transcription regulatory region sequence-specific DNA binding; DNA-binding transcription factor activity, RNA polymerase II-specific. The transcript has a single exon. Bases 1 to 525 code for a protein of 174 amino acids.
AUGAUUUGUUACGAAGAGGAAUUUAUACCUACUACCGUAGAGGAGACUCAGAUGGGUUUGAUAUCGUCAUCAACCUCAGCUCCGGGUCCAGCGAAAAGAGGCAGGAAGAGGAAAUACCCGUUGGAGGAGGGAUCCACGUCCAGGAGGAAGUACGCUCUCACUGAGGAGGAACGUCUUCUUGUGAACGCCAGAGAGAAGCAGAGGACAAAAAUCACCAACGAGGCCUUCGAAAAUUUAAAGAGGGUCAUUCCUUCUCUGUCUUCGGAUAAGUUGACCAAGAACAAAACGUUAUAUCUUGCCAUCAAGUAUAUAGAUUUCCUGAUGAAGAUGCUCAAGGAAUCGCCAUCGCAGGAUGAAGGCGAAUCUACUAACCUCAGCGUGCAGGAACUGAGGAAGGCCUUCGCCGUGUGGAGGAUCGAGGAGCAGGAGGAGAAUGCUGACGAUAUGGAGGAAAGUAUUGACACUAAAGAUGUGACCAGCCAACCGGAAGCCCAUCAAAACUACUACCAACAACAGUUUAUGUAA